Rotaria sp. Silwood2 is the source of this 504-nucleotide messenger RNA. NCBI's taxonomy places the organism in Eukaryota, Metazoa, Rotifera, Eurotatoria, Philodinida, Philodinidae. The record is from the annotation of a GenBank genome assembly.
AUGUGUGAUAUGGUUAAUGAUGCAAAGAGUUCUACAUUUAAUUUUACGGUAUUUACUGGUGAUACAAUACCUAAUCGAGAACUUGGUUCAGUUCGAGAUCAUACACGUAAUUCGACAUCUGGUGGCUUUCUUUACUGGAAUCAAUACUUGCCAGUAAGUACAAGUGAUCGAGGUCGUGUGUAUCUGUCAAAAACAAUUGAACAAAAUACUGGCAUGUGUAUUCAGUUCACUUAUUAUGUCAAAUCAAAACUGAUUAAUAAAAAUACAACAGUAAUUCGUCUAUCUAGUGAUGGAUAUCCUAACACAGGAUUAUGUGCAAUAACACUCUAUUUUGAUGUUUAUCAACUUGAAACGACAUUAACAGCUGUUGCUUUCGAUGAUAUUGUGAUUGAUCAAUGUAGUUCUUUCAUACCAACUACUGCAAGUACAUCGACAAGCACUAAAAGUACAUCGAUAACUAUCACAAGCAGAUCAACAACUACUACAACUACUAAAACAACAUAA